Molecule: messenger RNA, 750 nt
Organism: Angiostrongylus costaricensis
Lineage: Eukaryota; Metazoa; Nematoda; Chromadorea; Rhabditida; Metastrongylidae
Source: the annotation of a GenBank genome assembly
AUGUGUCCCGGAAAGACAAAAAGCGGAAAAGGCGUUGUUCAAACGGAGACUGGUGGACCAAAAAAGAAGCAAAAUAUACGCAAAUUUUUUUUUCAAAUCAAACAGAGCGUUGGUUUGGUCGAAAAGACGGAAAUUUCGAAAAAUUUUUCUGAUUCACUGGUGCAUCUCGAUAACUACAAGAUAUGUCUCGAUACACUCGCUGAAGCCGUUUGCUGUGCAAUUCAAGAAAAUCCGAAGUAUCGCAAAGAGGACUAUAAGAUGCAUUUGCUGCCACCUGAUGGAGAGGAGGAGAACGAAUUGGUUGCGUCGUGUUUAAAAAAUAGCCAUGGUUUAGACGAUUAUAAGAAUCAGAAGAAUCAGAUUGAUUUGUAUGAAAAGCGAGGAAAGGAGCGUCGUGAAUACAUAAGAAGAGCUAGACGUACAGUGCAGAAUAUACGUGCAUUCAUACAGAAUGAUUAUUGGGUUAUAGGCGUACAACGUACAGAGUUGGAUACGCUUCGAAGAGAAAUGGAUUUUGCAAAGUCGGAGCUGGAGGCGGAGAAAGAUGAACAACUGAUUGCCGUCAAAGAUCACCUCUACAAAAUGGCUGUGUCUGCCUACGAAAAUAAGCUCAAGCAGCUGACGGCGAUGUUGAACGAGUUGCCAAGCAACAAAGCCUGCCAUGUAGCAGAUCUUGAGGAGUGGAUCCGUUGCACCAGGAAAUACCACGAGCAAAUGGCUCUUCUUAGCGCUGAAGGUGGAAAAGGAUAA